Messenger RNA from Schistocerca piceifrons (Central American locust), 423 nucleotides. RefSeq names its product atherin-like. The coding region runs from base 1 to 423 and encodes 140 amino acids. The record is from RefSeq and is a predicted model, not a curated record. The transcript is spliced from 2 exons. Lineage: Eukaryota; Metazoa; Arthropoda; Insecta; Orthoptera; Acrididae.
AUGCGUCUUAAUAUGCGCCUAGCGCAAGAGAGCUCGGCGCGCGCCACGCACGCCUUCUGGUGGCGGACGUUCCCCGGAGUAGAGCCUGUGGAAGCCAAGCGCUUGCUGGCGGCUGUGGGGCGCACGCUGAGCACGCAGGAGAGAGCGAGCCGUGCCCCGCGUGCGGCCAGCCGCGCCGCCCCCGCGCUCGAUACGCCGCCCCCGCCGCCGCCGCGUGCGCCGCGCGCGAGUGCGCAGCCGGCGGCUGGGCCGGGCCGCCAGCCUCCGCCGGCGGCUCAGUGUGGCCGGGAUGCUGGCAGCAGCGACGCCGACGCCGCACACCGCCCAGCCUCCGCUCCGCCUCCUCACGGCGACGCCGCCGCCGCGCUCCGUAGCCCGCGCGACGCCCUGCCCCCACCGCCGCGGGCCCCGGCUCAGCUGUGA